Messenger RNA from Chiloscyllium plagiosum (whitespotted bambooshark), 3965 nucleotides. NCBI's taxonomy places the organism in Eukaryota, Metazoa, Chordata, Chondrichthyes, Orectolobiformes, Hemiscylliidae. The record is from RefSeq and is a predicted model, not a curated record.
GUUGCCACUGCUCUAACUGUUUUUAGUCAUUGCUUCAGAUCUAAGUUUGGAUGCUCAGUGGCAAGGUAAAAGAUUUCUGAUCUUUCAGCAUUGGCUUCAUCUCUUUGAUCUGUCAAUGCCUGAGUCUCGUUUCACUUUGAGUGCAGAUCACCAUAAUCUGAGCACAAACGCUUUCCGUAUAUUUGCCACAAGGUAAAUCGAUAAAUAUGUUCUCCCCAUGAGAUUUAAAGAUCCCGUUUGUCUUCCUACUGAUCACCUGCAAGCAAACCAUGCUGAAAAAGCAGAAUGUGUAAAUGUUGGGCAAAGCCCAGAUGAUAAAUAUCGUAAUAAACAUCCAGCAUGAUCUGAGAAGGAUUCUGGAAGGUCAAUCCGAUGAAUAAAUGAGAUCUUAGGUAAAAGGCUGCAGCUACAAGGAUUGUCAAGCUGCAGGAGUACUUAUCACAGUACUGUACUUUGAACGACAGCAGUGCACAGAGAUCAGAAAUGUUGAACCUCGCACCAGUUUAUAAUUUUAUGAAAUAUGCAUGACAUGUAAUGUUUGCAUCUUUUUUUCCUUUUCUGUCAGACGAGCAUGGUGUGACACGGGCAGGUGUAUGCAUGCUGAAACCUAAACCUGACUGCACAGAUAUGUAGAAGCUAGAUCACCAAGAGACCACUUAUUUGCAGAGGCCUGGGCCAUAUAUCUGUCAGUAAAUACAUAUCACUUAAAAAAAAGAAUUAGAGAUCAAACCAGAGCUUCAUGGAGCAAACUAACAAUGAGCCUUCACUUAAUGAUCUAGACGACGGUACCAGGCCCACCGAGACUGAGUGCAAGAAGCCCAGUGAUUCCGAGCAUUCCUUGUCUAAGAUAACGCAGAAUGCUUUGGAGAAUUUUGGCUCCCUGAGCCAGGGAUUAAAGCAGCUCUUUCACCCCCAGCGGCGCCGAUCUUCUGUCUCCCCCCAAGAUGGCCUCCAUGCUCAGGCUGACCAGGAGUCCCCAAGUCCAGAGACUUCCAGCCCAGCCACGGAGCUGGGCUUGUCUACCGUGUCCCACCACCCCGCCAGCCAGGCUACCACGCUCAACAGGGUCCUGCAGCAGAUCCGGGUGACGCCCAUGAUGAAACGGGGUUCGAGCCUGCACAGCCGAAGAAGCAAGUUGGAUCCUCUCCGAGGCAGCCCGCAAAUAUCCCGCAAGUCGGCCUCGGAAGGUAUGAGCUACCUCCUGUUGCACUCCAGUAGACCCCGAUCUGCUUCGACCACCGAUGCACCAACAUCCUCGUUGUUUGCGGAGCCAUUGGCCUUCAGUCCUCAUGCGGGAAAUGAGCUGGAUCGGAUCGAGCGGCUGGAGCUGAACAGCCUGGCACCGUCGGGUGUGGUGGCGUCAGGCUCGGAUGGCGGGGUCAGUGCGGAGAGCGCGGACAGCGGCCUGGACCCGCAGAGGACCCGUGCGGCCAUCGCCCAGCUCCAGCAGAAGGUGCUGCGGCUGACUGAGCAGCUGAAGGUGGAGCAGACGGCGCGCGAUGACAACGUGGCCGAGUACCUGAAGCUAGCGGGCAGCGCCGACCGGCAGCAGGGCAGCCGCAUCAAGCAGGUCUUCGAGAAAAAGAACCAGAAGUCGGCCCAGGCCAUCCUGCACCUGCAGCGCAAGCUGGAGCACUACCACCACAAGCUGCGGGAGAUCGAGCACAACGGCGUCCCCCGGCAGCCCAAGGACGUGCUGCGGGACGUGCAGCAGGGCCUGAGGGGCGUGGGCGCCAAGGUGACCGGCUUCAGCGAAGGCGUGGUGGGCAGCAUGCGGGGCGGGCUCUCCAGCUUCUCCCAGGCCACCCACACGGCCGCGGGCGCCGUGGCCGCCAAGCCGCGGGAGUUUGCGUCGCUGCUACGCAACCGAUUUGGCAGCGCGGACAACAUCCCGGCCCUGAAGGAGCCACUGGACGACAGCCAGGCGGAGGAGUGCUUCGAGGCGCUGGGCAUCUGCGGCCAGCUGCAGUUCAGCCCGCAGUACGGCAGCGAGGAGGAGUGCUCCAGCGGCACCUCGGGGUCAGGGGCCAACAGCAUGCCCGGGGCCCCCCUCGAGCCAGCCGCCUCCAAACCCGACCCCCUGGAGCUGUCUGGCUGUGGCUUUGAGGGGAUCUUGCAGGAGCUGCAGCAAGUGAAGGAGACCCAAGCUCGAUUGGAGGAGUCGUUUGACAGGCUGAAAUCUCACUACCAAAGGGAUUAUACCCUCAUGUUGCAAACACUACAGGAAGAGCGAUACAGGUGUGAGCGACUAGAAGAUCAGCUGAACGAUCUGACUGAGCUUCACCAGAACGAGAUUCAUAACCUCAAGCAGGAGCUGGCGAGUAUGGAGGAGAAGAUCGCUUACCAGUCUUACGAGCGAGCCCAGGACAUCCAGGAAGCCCUGGAGGCCUGUCAGACCCGAAUCUCCAAGAUGGAGCUGCAGCAGCAGCAGCAGCAGGUGGUGCAGCUGGAGGGGCUGGAGAAUGGGACAGCGCGCACCCUCCUGGGGAAGCUCAUCAACGUGUUGCUGGCUGUCAUGGCUGUCCUCCUGGUGUUUGUGUCCACCCUGGUGCCGCUGAUGAAGACGCGAAGCAGGACGUGUAGCACUUUGUUCUUCCUGGUUUUUCUGGGCCUUGCCUGGAGGAACUGGCAGGCCAUCAGUGGCUCCCUGGGACAACUCACUCCCCUUCUGACAUGACACCAAGCCCAGGGCAUGGGCCUCAGUGAAUGGAGUACAUGCGGAAUCUGAGUGGAUUUGUUUACAGAUAGAAAAGUCACCUUCUCUAUCCCUGACUGGAAGUUGCCGACAGUGUUUGAAGGUCAAAGUGAACUGGUUGGCGUUUGAGUCAUAAUUGUGGGAACUCUCCUCCAGCACAGCUACUGGCUAAAUGAAGAUAGAUGGACAAACGGACUAUGAGCUUGACUGUUUAAUAAUAAUAAUAAUACCCCCCACUCCAUCUCCAAAUCUCUCUCAGGGGAGGGUGGAAGUAUGGAAUCGAUAACAGAAUUGCCUAAAAUUUAGUGCACGGUGUACUUUUUUUUAAAAAAACAAAAGUAGUCUUUUGUAUUUACUUUGACUGUGCCCUGACCUGCGUUAUUGAGAAGUAGCUCACUGUGAAACAAGAGCACAUUCCGUCGUCAGCAAAUGGAUCCAAGAUUGUUAUUUCAGUCUCUCUACCGUCACCUGCGUCGAAAGACUCCAGACUGGGGUGAGCUUGAAGUAAUUGUUGCAAGUCACGGCCUAUCCAAAUGAUCGUAUUGUGGACUGAUGAUGCCACAGUUACUCGGGGUUGCCAUUCGGGCCCCUCCUUUCUGCCUUCAAAAUCCAUGCACUCCUCCCUUGUCUCGCACACUCCCUCCCACCUCCUCCCUGAGCACAUACCCCAUUCUGUAUCAACUAACAGACUUGAAGAGUGUAACACUCAAAGCACCUCAGUGGCUUCCUCAUUGCUUGUGAGAGAUAUACUGUUUCUUUUCGGCAGACAUUUUGUUUUUAACAUUCAAGCAGCAAAGUAGAGUUUGAGUAAUUCAAAUGAAGUGACAAAUUGUAUCAUUGAGCCCAGUGCCCCACUGUCCAAGUCCUGGUUGACUGAGUGAAGGCUUACAGAGCACCAGAGAGGGUACACAGAAAACCAACCACUCCUGCCUUUUGUAACAAGGAGGUUUUAAGAGACCCUACAGAAGGAGAAGACAUGCCCAUUUGGAAUGAGAUUUUUAUUUAAGUCAACAGAAACGCAAAAUAAAGAGUUAUAUUCUUCCUGUCAGCACAGAGUGUGAAACUGUGAAUGUACACUGUCCCAACCAUCAACAGGAGCAGGGACACCCUCAGCCGCAAACAGGGCUGGGAGACAUUGGAAUUCCUUCAGUGACAACUAGGUUAGCUGCUUGCUGCUCCAUCCCAUCAAUGACCCUCGCAGCUUGUUGAUUAUCUCAGAUUGUCAGCAGCAGCCCAUGUACCGUACUUAAAUAAAGACCAUGGCUGUUAA